Molecule: messenger RNA, 1281 nt
Organism: Necator americanus (New World hookworm)
Lineage: Eukaryota; Metazoa; Nematoda; Chromadorea; Rhabditida; Ancylostomatidae
Exons: 12
Coding region: 1-1281 (426 amino acids)
Cellular component (GO): Ino80 complex
Molecular function (GO): protease binding
Source: RefSeq, a predicted model, not a curated record
AUGUCAUCUGAAGCAGAAGCCUCGACAACAUCGGGACACAACCCAACCACUAGCUCGACUUCUGUCCAAGAAAAUGAGCCAAGGGAACACUCUUAUGAACAGAAGUCUUUCGAUGACAGUCGACAAGAGAUGUGGAAUGAAGCGCACGAGAAUAAUGUUGCCUCUAGUCCUUCGACAUCUGCGCUGUCGUUUAAAGAUGAUCACAAAUUCAAAACUCCUGCUGUUCCACCGCGUCGACUAAAGGAUCGGCCACACGAAAUCCUUGGUUCACGGAAAUCUCGCUCUUCGUUUCCUUCUUCGAUGGUAGGACGUUUGCCGGAUCAAGUUGGGGAGAGUAAUCGAUCGACACGAACUGUUGCUGAACCUUCUACACUGGAUUUAGAGGCUCUCUAUAAGGAAGCGGACGCUGAAGUAACCAGAGUGAACUUCAAUGGAGAUCUUCUCCUCUUGCCCAGCAUACUUGUACAUAGUGACUACAUAUUUCGUCAAGUCGUGUCUAUUGAGACGUACUAUAGCUUGUCAGAAGAGGCUAGAACCCAUCUGAGACAAUUUUUACCCCCAAUUAAAACAGUAGCUGAAGAGCAGCACGCACUCGCCUGUGCUUUCACCAAACGGUUGGACCUAGUUCAUGGCAAUCCGAUCGAGCGGGUACAGUCCAAGCUGAAAAAUGGAUGGUUCAACCCUGAUCGCCCUUCGCAACAAAACCAAAUUCGAGACAACAAUAAAGUGCUAUAUGAUCAUUACAUUAGGUUCUAUCACAUGAAUCUUCUCAACAAACUAGUGAAGUCUCGCCAUGCCGUCUUACAACACUUGAUGUCAACAAGCGCCUCUUGCUCUCCGACGAGGCAGCCAAUGGAUCCAGAAACAGCAAAAAGGCGUAACGACAUGGAAAGGAUUCGACUACGUGCAGCGAAACGAAGCAGAGCGAUGAUCGCCGAUUGUCGGUUAAAAGUCGGAGAAGCGGGUUUCUCUAGCGAUGAAGAGGAUGAAGAUCUUUCGCUGCCAAUUAGCAAAGGAGUGACAUUACAUACUGCCCGAUCUACCCUCUUCACUCCCAAUAUGAAAGGUACUGACUUGGAUCUUCAUCAGCCAACUCAAAUGGAUGAUGUGAAAACUAUGCUUAAGAAGUACAAAAAAUUACGAAGAGAGGAACCUCAUGCUCCAAGUCUUGACAUUACUGGAAUCGAUUUGGAUGACGUCUAUGAACGUGCUGGUGUUCUUGCACAAUCAGAGAAAAUAAAGCAGACAAUGGAGGCAUUGGAGAAGAACCUCAAAAAAUGA